This is a messenger RNA of Plasmodium fragile, 2271 nucleotides long. RefSeq lists its product as uncharacterized. Gene Ontology annotation, cellular component: signal recognition particle, endoplasmic reticulum targeting. The transcript has a single exon. The coding region runs from base 1 to 2271 and encodes 756 amino acids. Gene Ontology annotation, molecular function: endoplasmic reticulum signal sequence receptor activity; 7S RNA binding; signal recognition particle binding. The record is from RefSeq and is a predicted model, not a curated record. Lineage: Eukaryota; Apicomplexa; Aconoidasida; Haemosporida; Plasmodiidae. Gene Ontology annotation, biological process: SRP-dependent cotranslational protein targeting to membrane.
AUGGCGGAUGAGGACGUAGCGGAUGGGAAGCCAGCGGAUGGCGACAUACCGCAUGGGAACCCUGCGGAUGGCUGCGGGGGUGCGGUGAACGGCGAAGAAGGGGAACAUGGGGUGAGUGCGCCCAAUGCAAAGCAACCGGAGAAUGACACAGCUGUUGGGAAGCCGGACAAGGAAAGCAAAGCCUCAUUUGAUAUUUUCUCCUACCUACAUAAGGUGUAUGCAAAGUACGGGCUAUACGAAGAGGACAUGGAUAGGUUCCUCCUCUACGUCAAAAGAAGGAGAGCCAAGUUAAAAGCAAAAACUUUAUAUAAAAUGAAAAAAGUGGGAAAUAAAUACAUAACGAGAUUGUAUGAAACGGAUAAUGUGGAUGGAAAAUACCUUGAGUUGUUGCUCCUUGAUGUAGAGGCAUGUCGAUGUAGGUACAUAAAAAUAAAAACUGAUGUGAAUAAUUUAAAAGUACCAUAUAGGUCUACUUAUUGUUACUUGAGGAGAGUGAAGAGAGCUAUGGAUAAGGUGAAAUUUAUGAAUCACUCCGUGGAGUCCUCUGUGGAUAAAAACACCGAGUUACAAAUAAAGUGCUACAGCGCGUAUGUCCAAGCAGCGUACCUGUUGGAGGGGAAGAAAUAUGAGGAGGCCGUCUCAAAGGUGAGGGAGUUCACCAAACUGGUCAAGCUGGUCAAAAGGGCUAUGCUCAAUGAGAUCGUCCAGGGGACGACGCGAUCAAUCGGGGAAGGAAAAAAAGACCACGCAGGAGGAGAACACGGGGACGACUGCGGAGAAGCGCAGGGAGGUGAGUCACCCGAAGAGCGGAAACACAGUCGCGCCAGCCAACAUAUCCAAAACGACCUCACGGAACAAAAUACCUUCAUGAACACCAAAGGAAACCUCCUCAUAGAAGCCGAAAGACGAAUCGACGAGACAUUCGACUACUUCCUCUCCGUCAUUCUCUCAUUUGAACGCAUUUGCUUAUAUAAUUUGAGGAAAAACAAAUUAAGCAAUUUUGAUGAGAAGCUACAUGACGACGAGUUACACAUAGGAGAGAGCAGCAAAAAAUCAUCCAUUAAGGAAAUUACCGACAUGAAUAAAGACAUAUCAACAUAUAAAAAACUUGAAAUUUUUAUGACCGAAAAUACAGUACAAAUAAAAAUUGAGCAUAGUACUUAUGAACUGAAUGGGCAUGGAGACUCCAAUCAGAGAGACUACUCCAGUUUGCUCAAAAUAAAAAAUGCCCUCGAUAACAUUAAAAAUGUUAUUCCAAUGGAAGAAAUAGAAAAAUUAUAUGAAGAUACCAAUUUGAGAGAAAUUAUGUUGUGUGUGAACAAAGAAGAUUUUCCACUUUUUAAAUUUUUAAAUUCAUAUCAAGCAAAUUUUAUUGUUAAUAAUUAUGGACAGGCAAUUGCAAAGUACUACGAAUGCUUAACAAUAAUACAUGAACAGUUAAUAAAAUCAACGGGCGGAAAUAAGAAGAAGGCAUCCGGGAAUGGAAACAAACAACGUGGAGGAAGCCUACUAGAUGAAGAUGAUAAAAUGAUGGAAAAGAUUUGGAACCACAUGGAACAAUAUCUCUCUUGUGAAAAAUUAUAUGCAGACACAGAACGAACUCUUCUUGUGCUAAUGAAAUUUUUAUUUUCCAUAUACUCAGCUAGCCAUUUGAAAAAAUUUUCGCUUGGAAAUAAAAAAAAUUUUGGAGACAUCAUUGAAGAAAUGCCCAUGCUGCACACAGGAAUUCGAUAUGCCGAUAUUUUAAAGCAGAAUAUUGAUGAAUUGAAUAAAUUAAAAAAUAAUGAUGAAAUUUUUAUUAACAUUUUACAGAUAAUUAAAAAUGUCAAGUCUUUUUGUCUCGCUUGUCAUUAUGCAAUGGUUGGGAAAAAUGCAGAGGCCCACGUCCUCUUUGAUUUAGUUAAAACGAGAAAUUAUGUGUUUACAAAAUUGCAACAAAUUAAAAUGAUACACAAUGAAGCUUUGUUACGAAUUACAAUUUUCUUUAAUCGACUACAGGAUGUCAUUUCGCUGGUCAAUGAGAUAUAUUACUUCCGCCAUUUGUCCAUAUACGCGUUGCAGGUGAAAACCAAAUGCGUGCCAUCCGAUCAGAAAUUAUUUUCUGUGGACAAUUCCUUUUUUGAACAAAAAAUGACACAAAUGUGCAUGGACCCUCUGCGUAUCGACAUGAUGCAGUUGUGUCGCGACUCCGUUUUGCUCAACCCAGACGCACACAAGGAGGAAGAAAAGGCCUCCGGGAUUAGGGGCCUCCUUCGCUCCUUCUGGAAAUAA